This is a messenger RNA of Hyaloscypha bicolor E, 618 nucleotides long. Its product is annotated as ankyrin. Bases 1 to 618 code for a protein of 205 amino acids. The transcript has 2 exons. Lineage: Eukaryota; Fungi; Ascomycota; Leotiomycetes; Helotiales; Hyaloscyphaceae. Gene Ontology annotation, molecular function: protein binding. The record is from RefSeq and is a predicted model, not a curated record.
AUGCAUGCAUUCCUCACAACGGCGUUGCUACAAUCACCGAGUAGAACACCGCUAUCACAUGUCGCGGAGGGAGGUCGCAUCGCACGAAUCGCCUACGUCAAACUGCUCUUGAGUCUCGAUUCAGUUAAUCCGGAUGCAAAAGAUAAUAAUGGAUGUGGUCACAGAUGGACGCUCUUGUUUUGGGCUAUUGAAAAAGAGGACGAGGAAAUUGUCCAACUUCUGCUGAAUAACGAAAGAAUCGACCCAGACUCGAAGUCGUCAGGACAAUAUUCCUGCAAUUCCGAACAGACGCUACUAUUGCGCACCGCAGUAACAGGCCAGAGUAUAAUAGUUAAAGUCCUUCUCGCCAAAGAACAUUUUGAUCUGACCGCAAAAGAUAGGCAUGGUCAAACACCGUUAUUCUUGGCUAUAGAGAACGGACAUACUAUAAUAGUAGAGCAAUUUCUUGCAAUCGAGGAUAUAGAUCCAAAUACUCAAAAUAAGAAGGGGGAGACAUCGCUAUUAGUAGCUGCUGAGAAGGGCCAUAGAGCAGUUAUAAGACUACUCUUGAAAGCAGAAGGCAUUAAACCAGAUUAUAAGAACUCAAAAGAACGUAUACCGCUCUCCUUAGCUAUAUAA